AUGGCAAAAGGUGACAAGCUCACUAAACUGGAAACUCCAAUGACUGAAUUAGAAAGAGAAGAGAUGAAGAACAAGCCUUACUCUAGGCUUGUUGGCAGCCUGAUGUAUGCACAAGUGUGCACCAGGCCUGACCUUGCUUUUGCAGUUGGUAUGCUAGCAAGAUUUCAAUCAAAUCCAGGGAAUGCUCACUGGAUAGCUGGUAAGAAAGUUCUGAGAUACCUACAAAAGACCAAAAAUCACAUGCUUGUUUAUAGAAGAGUUGAAAAUCUAGAAGUUGCAGGAUACACAGAUUCUGACUUUGCUGGGAAUUUUCCAUCUUCAAAGAAAUCUACUUCAGGCUAUGUUUUUGUACUUGCUGGUGGAGCAGUGGCUUGGAAGAGUGUGAAGCAAACCAUUACAGCAACAUCAACCAUGCAGGCUGAAUUCAUUGCCAUUUAUGAAGGAGUGUGUCAAGGACUUUGGUUAAAGAAUUUUCUCUUGCAGACCAAAGUUGUUGACUCCAUUAUUUCUGGACCAUUAAAAUUUUUUUGUGAUAAUACAGCUGCUGUGUAUUUCACCAAAAAUAACAAGAGGUCUACAAACUCCAAACACAUUGACUUGAAGUAUUAUAGUGUGAGGGAAAGAGUGAAACACAGAGAGCUAGAGGUUGCAAAUGUUGGCACUCUAUCUCAGCUAGCAGACCCCUUCACCAAAGCCUUGCCAAUUGUUGCUUUUCAGAAACACAUUAAGAGCAUUGGAGUUUUAGCAAAUUUUGAUUGUUAA
Rosa rugosa (rugosa rose) is the source of this 762-nucleotide messenger RNA. Its product is annotated as secreted RxLR effector protein 161-like. Lineage: Eukaryota; Viridiplantae; Streptophyta; Magnoliopsida; Rosales; Rosaceae. The record is from RefSeq and is a predicted model, not a curated record. The coding region runs from base 1 to 762 and encodes 253 amino acids. The transcript has a single exon.